This is a messenger RNA of Solea solea (common sole), 975 nucleotides long. RefSeq names its product transmembrane protein 272-like. Lineage: Eukaryota; Metazoa; Chordata; Actinopteri; Pleuronectiformes; Soleidae. The record is from RefSeq and is a predicted model, not a curated record. The coding region runs from base 2 to 568 and encodes 188 amino acids. The transcript has 4 exons.
UAUGGAACCAUCUCCGCAAGAGGAAUUCACACCUCCAGUUGCUGUGGCUUUUGCAGCACUUGCUGUGUUGGUCAUUAUGUGUUGGAUGGUGAUGAUUGCUGCCAUUGGACUGGGGGCCAUGCAUCUGAGCUAUUGUCCAGUACAACCCAACAUCCCCAUCUUCCUGAUAGUGUUCGGAGCAGCCAGCCUCCUCACUCUUUGUUUCACCUCCACCAAACGCACCUGGAAAGAUGGCGCUGUCUUCAUGCUGUGGUCGACAUUCACAACCUUGUUACACCUCUUCUGUUUCUGCUGGUUCAUUGCAGGCUCCGUCUGGGUGUACUCUGUAUACCCCCCCAGCUACACACCAGGAGAAGAUCAGUACUGUCACAAGAUAACCUUCCAGUUUGCCUUUGCUGUUAUUACCUUCACGUGGGUCUUUCUGUGUCUUAUAAUUGUCUCUAGCUGCUGUGUCGCUGUACUGAUGUGCUGUACAACCAUAAGAGCAAGUCGGCACCUCAUACCCAACCGUAAUUCUUCCUAUGGUGCAACAAGUAAUUCUGCAGAACCUGUCGCUGGUGAUGUGUGAUUUAAAUCGUGGUCUGUGAUCUUUCAGUGGAUUUUAAAGGAGUGGAACUUGUCACUAUUUAUCACUGUGGUGAUAUUGAUUCUGCUGUUGACGGUUACUUUUAUGUCCGGUAGUAGAUAAGUAGAACACGGCAGCUCUUAAAACUGCUCAAAGAAAGACACAAGUGUAGCGGCUUGACUGAACACUAGCUUCUCAACACAUUUGAACCAGUAAAAGAUAAAAUGUGCAACAGUGAAAGCAAAUAUUCAUCUAGUAUUGAGAGGAAUUCUACACAGAUAUUAGUAUUCUUUGUAUUUUUAUUGCAGUUUAGUAAUGUGUGAGAUGUAUCAAGUAUUCUCUGGUCUUUACCACCAGUAAUGUGCAGUAAUGAGAUGAACACAGCUUGAAUAAAGAAAUACUAGCUUAAA